CUAACUCGUGGAAAGGACGAACAAUCCCAUGCCCGGUAUCCGGGCCCUUCCGGCCCCUCGAAUCGCCCGACAAUGCGUCUUGUCAUACUUACAUAGGUACAUAUUGGUAGAUGCUUCCCCUCAUUCAACAAAACAGCUCCAGCCAGCUCUUCACCUUGGACUCUCUUACUUAUUCACAUCACUUCUCGCUGUCCUUGCUUAUAUCCUGCUGCUCCGAUACCUACACCUACACACGCCAUCCUCUUAACACAAUACUCGUAAUAUACCCCAUCAACACAUCGCAAACAAGCCAGACCGGGUCUGACAACCUACCGCAACACACGAGAUUACACGAGAACUUCCACAUAACCCACCCAAAAACAUGUCAGACAUCCGGACACAGAGUCUGCAGAAGCCCGUGACAGUGGCCGAGUAUCUCUUUAGAAGAUUGCAUCAAAUCGGCAUCCGCUCAGUCCACGGCCUGCCAGGAGACUUCAACCUGGUUGCUCUCGACUACGUUCCUAAAGCCGGGUUGAAAUGGGUUGGUAGCGUGAACGAGCUCAACGCUGCCUAUGCCGCCGACGGCUACGCCCGUGCCAAGGGUAUCUCUGCCCUUGUAACCACCUUCGGUGUUGGCGAACUAUCCGCCAUCAACGGUGUUGCCGGUGCUUACUCUGAGCAUGUCCCUAUCGUCCAUAUCGUCGGCUGCCCUUCGACCAUCUCCCAGCGCAAUGGCAUGCUUCUACACCAUACCCUCGGUAACGGUGACUUCCACGUUUUUGCCAAUAUGAGCGAAAAUAUCUCUUGCGACGUUGCCAAGCUAGUUAAACCUAGUGAGAUCGCCUACCAGAUUGACCAUGCGAUCCGGGAGUGCUGGAUCCGCAGCCGGCCCGUGUACAUUUGGUUACCUACCGACAUGGUUGAGAAGAAGAUCGAGGGCGCUAGAUUGGACACAGAGAUUGAUCUCUCCGAGCCGGAGAAUGAUCCCGACAGAGAGGACUAUGUCGUCGAUGUGGUCCUCAGAUACCUCCAUGGAGCCAAAAAUCCGGUGGUCCUGGUCGACGCAUGCGCAAUUCGCCAUAGGGUUACUGAAGAAGUCAAACGGUUCAUUGAAAAGACCAAGCUUCCCGUGUUUGUUACACCCAUGGGCAAGGGUGCCUUCGACGAAACGUCCGAGCACUACGGUGGUGUCUAUGCUGGCACCGGCUCUCUUCCCGAAGUUGCUAAGCGCGUUGAGGGUUCUGAUUUGGUUUUGUCUAUUGGCGCGAUCAAAAGUGACUUCAACACUGCUGGCUUCUCGUAUCACACCUCACAACUGAAUACCAUCGAUUUGCAUAGCGACCAUUGCACUGUGCGCUACUCCGAGUAUCCCGGUGUUGCAAUGAGGGGUGUGCUCCGGAAGGUCACUGAGCGCAUCGACAUGUCCAAGCUCUCGAUAACCCCUUCUCCCCCGGUCGAGAAUGCUGUAGCUGAGAACAGGGAUGACUCGCAGGCCAUCACCCAGGCGUGGUUCUGGCCAAGAGUAGGCGAGUACUUCCAGGAAGGAGAUGUCGUUGUUACCGAAACGGGCACAGCCAACUUCGGCAUCUGGGAAAGCAGAUUCCCCAAGGACGUCAUGGGGGUGACGCAGGUACUAUGGGGAAGUAUCGGCUGGUCGGUAGGCGCUGCCCAGGGCGCGGCACUGGCAGUGAAGGAUCUUGAACAAGAUAGGCGAACAAUCUUGUUCGUGGGUGAUGGCAGUUUUCAACUGACUUGCCAGGAAGUCAGCACGAUGCUGAAACAUAACUUGAGGGUCACCAUGCUACACUAUCGAACGUUACAUCCAUGGUAUGGACGCGGAUUACAACGAUAUCACCCGCUGGAACUAUACCGAUAUCCCCGCGGUCUUUGGCGCCAAGGAAGGCCAGUCUCAGAAGUUCGUCAUCAAGACAAAGGAUGAGUUGGAGAGGCUCCUCAAAGACAAAGAUUUCAACGAGUAUAAAGGCCUGCAGUUUGUAGAGUUGUGGAUGCCAAAGGAUGAUGCGCCGCGGGCGUUGAAGCUCACGGCUGAAAUUUCGGCGAGGACCAACUCUAGGAUUGAGGAUGAGCAGUGAGAGGCAAUAGCAUGAACUGCACACAUGUCCUGCUGUGGAGAGGGGUUUAUGAACUUAUAACGAAGUGGAAUACGGUAGCGGGUUUGGGUUACCAUGAUGAGGUUAUGCUAUCAUGAUUAUAGAGAGAAACUUUCAUCCAUGGAUUGAAGUUAGAGAAACGAGAAAAUACGUUAGGGGUAC
This is a messenger RNA of Neurospora tetrasperma FGSC 2508, 2252 nucleotides long. Its product is annotated as pyruvate decarboxylase. The record is from RefSeq and is a predicted model, not a curated record. The transcript is spliced from 3 exons. The coding region runs from base 362 to 1918 and encodes 518 amino acids. Gene Ontology annotation, molecular function: thiamine pyrophosphate binding; magnesium ion binding; carboxy-lyase activity. Lineage: Eukaryota; Fungi; Ascomycota; Sordariomycetes; Sordariales; Sordariaceae.